UUUUUAUAGUUUCUAACGCAAAGAUCAGCGAGGCCUCGCCAACACAUCCAAUCGCCAUAGUUGCAGCAAGAGAAGCAUGGCGAGAACUCGUUUCGUUGCACUCGCUCUCCUCACUAGCUUCAUCUCCGUCGUCGCCGGCCAGCUCCGACCAUUGCCUGCCGCUGGCCUCCCGGGCGAUCUUUUCAACCUGGGUAUCGCGUCGAGGCUCCGCACCGAUGGCAACGCGACGGCGAGGGCGUCGACGGACUUCGGCCAGAUGGUCACGGCCGCGCCGGAGGCCGUGUUCCACCCGCGCACGCCCGCCGACAUCGCCGCGCUCAUCCGGUUCUCCGCCUCCUCGCCGGCGCCGUUCCCCGUGGCGCCGCGCGGGCAGGGACACUCCUGGCGCGGCCAGUCGCUGGCCCCCGGAGGCGUUGUCGUGGACAUGCGCUCGAUGGGGCGCGGCCGCCGCGGCGCACGCAUCAACGUGUCCGCCGCCGGCGCGGAGCCGUACGUCGACGCCGGCGGCGAGCAGCUGUGGAUCGACGUGCUCCGCGCGACCCUGCGGCACGGCCUCGCGCCGCGCGUGUGGACGGACUACCUCCGGCUCACCGUCGGCGGUACGCUCUCCAACGCCGGCAUCGGCGGCCAGGCGUUCCGGCACGGCCCGCAGAUCGCCAACGUGCACGAACUCGACGUCGUCACAGGAACGGGUGAGAUGGUGACAUGCUCCCGGGACAAGAACUCGGACUUGUUCUUCGCGGCUCUGGGUGGAUUGGGGCAAUUCGGUGUAAUCACAAGGGCUCGGAUCAUGCUUGAGACAGCCCCAAAGCGGGUGCGUUGGGUCCGGCUUGCCUACACGGAUGUGGUUACAUUCACCAAGGACCAGGAGUUUCUCAUAUCCGAUCGAGCUCGGGAAGUCGGGUUCAACUACGUUGAAGGCCAAGUCCAGCUCAACCGGUCCUUUGCCGAAGGUCCCAAGUCAACACCGUUCUUCUCCGCCACCGAUCUCAACAGGUUGGCCAAACUCGCCUUGAGGAAAGGAUCCGCUGCAAUUUACUACAUCGAAGGCGCCAUGUACUACAACGAGGAUAACCCUGAAUCUGUGGAUCAGAAAAUGGAGGCACUAAUGGACAACCUAAGCUUCGAGCCAGGGUUUGUGUUCACCAAGGAUGUGACAUUCGUGCAGUUCCUUGAUCGUGUGCUGGAGGAGGAGAGGGUGCUCCGGUCAGCCGGAGUGUGGGAGGUGCCCCACCCAUGGCUAAACCUUUUCGUCCCCCGAUCUCGCAUACUUGACUUUGACAAUGGUGUCUUCAAGGGUCUCCUUAGGGAUGCCAACCCAGCUGGGAUAAUCCUUAUGUACCCCAUGAACAAGGAUAAGUGGGAUGACCGGAUGACGGCGAUGACCCCAACAGAUGAUGAGGAUGUUUUCUAUGCCGUGAGUUUGCUUUGGUCGGCAUUGUCGGUAGACGAAGUGGUGAAGCUAGAGAGGGAGAAUGAGUCGGUGAUGAAUUUAUGUGAUAAGGCAGGCAUCAAAUGGAAGCAAUACUUGCCACACCACACGUCUCAAGAUGGGUGGCAACAACAUUUUGGGGCUAAAUGGGGCAAAAUUACCGAGCUGAAGGCCAAGUAUGAUCCUCAAGCAAUAUUAUCGCCGGGUCAGAAGAUUUUUCCAUCACGAGCCGAGGCUGUUGGCAUUGCGACUGCGUAAUAUUGUGCUUUAGCAUGUAGAAUGUAGUGUAUGAUAGGUGUUUUGUAGUUAGGGAUCCAGCUGCACAUAAUGUUUUAGUUGUUAGGAGGUGAAAACCAACCAGGUUUUCUGUAAUUCUGAAAGGCUGAUUGGAAGGAGAGGCAUUUGUAGCU
This is a messenger RNA of Setaria italica (foxtail millet), 1842 nucleotides long. Its product is annotated as cytokinin dehydrogenase 7. The coding region runs from base 77 to 1690 and encodes 537 amino acids. The transcript is spliced from 3 exons. NCBI's taxonomy places the organism in Eukaryota, Viridiplantae, Streptophyta, Magnoliopsida, Poales, Poaceae. Gene Ontology annotation, biological process: cytokinin metabolic process. The record is from RefSeq and is a predicted model, not a curated record. Gene Ontology annotation, molecular function: cytokinin dehydrogenase activity; FAD binding.